Misgurnus anguillicaudatus (oriental weatherfish) is the source of this 2088-nucleotide messenger RNA. RefSeq lists its product as uncharacterized. The record is from RefSeq and is a predicted model, not a curated record. Lineage: Eukaryota; Metazoa; Chordata; Actinopteri; Cypriniformes; Cobitidae.
AACAGCAGGUAGUUAAAACACAGGAACAGAAGGGAACAGAGUACAAAACAUGGUAGCAAAGACAAUGAUCCGGCGAUGAGUGUGACACAAACACAGGUAUAAAUACACAAAGACUAAUGACACACAGGUGGAAUGAAUGAGGUGAUAAUUAGCAAAUGUCCAGGUGAUGACAAUAUGGAACAGACACAAAACAUGACACGGAUCACCGUGACACUAGCUUUCUCUAUCCGUGUGUCUCAGGCUAUGUUUACACGUGGGCGGCUAUUUUCAUAAACGGACAUUUCAACCUCUCCGGUUUCAAAAAAACUUCGAGCACACAUGUCAGUUUUCAGAAAAGUGGUCAUUUACAAGUACCCGUGUAUAUUUGCCGUCAAGAGCAUGCCAAACAUGUAGGUGGCGGUGUAACGACAAGCUCAAGCCCACGUAAGCCAAUCAGAAUCACGAAAACAGCACCGAAUCACUUCCUCUUCCUCUUUUCAACAAGGAACAUCAUUCGUGUGGACUGACCAGGAAGUAGAGCUCCUGUUAAAUGUUACUUUAGAUUAAAAAACCACAAAAUUACAGGAGAACAUCGACUGGGAGACGUGCCAAAGUAAAUAUGCCGACAUACUAACCCUCUUUUUAGAGCAGUACCCCAACGCAUCUUCCGAUGAUUUUCCUCACCAAAAGGAGGACAUUACCCGCGCCGUUCUCACAACCAAGUUUAAGGCAGUUCAGGGGAAAUAAAGAGGUGCUGUGGACACAGGCCGUAGGUCUGGGCAUGGAAUAGUAGUCCUCCUGUAUUUUGAGAUGUGUGAGCAGGUAUGGGGUGGUUCGCCGGCCACCACCACUUUGCCCACCGGUGUCGAAACUAAUGACCUGGAGCCCUCGUCCCAAGCGUCGCGUCAAGGAUCGUCAACAUUGGAUGUCAUUGAUUCCAGCGUAGGAGUUGAAGGACAUGCUGAUGAUGGCAGCGUAGCACCACCAGUACAACCAGUGAAGGAGAGGAGAGAUCUUCUAAACGCCAACCUAAGAGGACACCGCCAGGAGCGUCUGAAUAAAAGGCUUUCAGCAGAGGCUCUGCAACAACAUGCUGUUGAAGAAGACCAGCGUAUUAAAAGACAACCCCUUAACAUCACUGAGGCCUCAGAAAAAAGAGCUGCUUACAACUUUUCUAAAGUUUCCACUACACUGGAUAGACUUACAACCUCAAUUGCUGAUGGAUUUUCUUUUCUGCGGGAAAGACUCCAUACACCAACAGUAGCACAGGCAGCACCACCACACUACACCACAGCACUAGCCCAGCAAGUUCAUGUGCCAUCACAACACUCAUAUCUGCCAAAUCAAAUACAUCAGGUAUUCCCACAAAACUCAUCAGGCAAUAGAACACACCACCACACACACAACAUAAUGCCCAUUACAACUAACACUGCAGAUUUGUCCUACAUACCUGUUGAAGGCCCAGGGCAUUUCUCAUACACCCACGCACUUUUCAAGAAAGAUUGAAUAUAUUACUGUUGAUUCUGCUGGCUACGGCUACUUUUUGAUAGUAAAAAAGCAAGUAUAAUAGGUUAUGUUUCAGCAUUUGCAAUAAUACUUUACAUAAAUUGCACUUUAAAGGGAAAAUAUAAAGGCUUGUCUAAUGUUUUGGCAGCUGCAAAAAGAGUUUACAAAAAUUGCACUUUUGUUGUUUAGUGUACCUUCAGAAUGUUUUUUUUUACCAUUGAGGUCAGUUGAAUUACGAAUUGAGUUCAUCUGAACACUGUUCCUAUGCCCUAUUUUUGAACAGUUACACCAUUUCUUUACUGUAAUGUGCUAUGUAACACACAUCUUAAAGCCUCUUGGAAAUGACACUGAAUGCUGUUUAAUUUAUUGUUUUUUAAUUUGUGUCAGUUAGAAGCAGUAAGCAGAACAGAGGCAUUUUAUUUGAACAGUGUUUGUUCUCUUUAAUGCUGUAUUGACAAACAAUUCUUGUGUGUGAUCAAAAUUAAACUGGUUCAAAGGCAUUCAGACUUGUGUGUGUAAUUCUAUAAGACUCACAUAGUGAGGUUUACUGGGGCAACUGUAACACCACUGUCCAUUUGUUACUGUAAACCUGGGCCACAAAAC